Brassica oleracea var. oleracea is the source of this 1639-nucleotide messenger RNA. RefSeq lists its product as uncharacterized. The transcript has 2 exons. Lineage: Eukaryota; Viridiplantae; Streptophyta; Magnoliopsida; Brassicales; Brassicaceae. The record is from RefSeq and is a predicted model, not a curated record. Gene Ontology annotation, molecular function: cyclase activity. The coding region runs from base 225 to 1496 and encodes 423 amino acids. Gene Ontology annotation, biological process: sesquiterpene biosynthetic process.
AAGAUACACGACGGGUGACGAAAACUACGUUCUCUUUUAUAUGCGCAUUCCUCUUUCAAUCGUCUCUCAUCAGUUUUCAAUUACCAUCUCUUUGAUCUUGGUUGCUCUUUCAUCAAACCCAUAUCUCCAUCUCUCUGUUAAAAAAUCCUCCUCUGUUUCGUUCAGUGUAGCCAAUUCCAAUUCAGGGCAUGUAACUCGCUCCAAAAAAUCAAGGUUUCAAGAGAAUGACAACAGAGGAAAGAGAUGAAGAAGCUUCACGCUCAGGGAACAGCUCAAGCAGCAACAACUUCCGCGAAAGAAUCAGAGAAAUCAAGUGGGCUUCACUGGUGAAAAUGUCCAAACAAUGGCUAAGAAACCCACUCAACAUGGCUCUCUUCUUAUGGAUCCUAGUGGUCGCCGUCUCCGGAGCCAUCCUCUUCAUGGUCAUGACAGGCAUGUUAAACGCCGUCUUACCCAAAAAGUCACAGAGAGACGUCUGGUUCGAAGUCAACAACCAGAUCCUCAACGCUCUCUUCACUCUCAUGUGUCUCUACCAGCACCCGAAACGGUUUCACCACCUCGUCCUCCUCUGCAGAUGGAAGCAAGAAGACGAUGUCACAGCCCUUAGGAAGAUAUACUGCGAAAAAGGAACGCAUAAACCCAACGAGAGGUUCCACAUGAUGGUGGUUGUUCUCUUGCUUCAUUUAAACUGUUUCGCGCAGUACGCGCUUUGUGGUUUAAACUUGGGGUUUAGAAGAUCAGAGAGGCCUCCCGUUGGUGUAGGGAUAUGCGUUUCCGUUGCCAUAGCUUCUCCUGCAGUUGCUGGUUUGUACACUAUCCUUAGCCCCCUUGGGAAAGAGUAUGGAGACGAGGAGAAUCAAAUGGAUCGAAAGGUAUCUUUAGAAAGGAGAUACUCGUUUGCUUCGAGAGGGGAUGAUGAGAGUGAUCUUGAAUGGAGAGGAGGAGUUCUUGACAUAUGGGAAGAUAUUAAAGUUUCGUACCUCUCGCUGCUUUGUACUUUCUGUGUGUUUGGUUGGAACAUGGAGAGGGUUGGGUUCGGGAACAUGUACGUUCACAUCGCGACUUUUGUUCUCUUCUGUUUGGCUCCUUUCUUUAUAUUCAACUUGGCUGCUAUCAACAUCGAUAACGAGGUAGUUAGGGAAGGGCUUGGAUACAUGGGGAUUGUGCUUUGUGUGUUUGGUUUGCUCUACGGUGGGUUUUGGAGGAUUCAGAUGAGGAAGAGGUUUAAGUUGCCUGGUUAUAGCUUCUGCUGCGGGAGGCCUGCGGUUGCUGAUUGCACGCUUUGGUUGUUUUGUUGCUGGUGCUCUUUGGCUCAGGAAGUGAGGACUGCUAAUGCUUAUGAGAUUGUGGAGGAUAAGCUUUGUAAAAGAAGAGAAGAGGAGGUCAAGGUUGAUGAAGAUGGUGUGAUUGAUCCGAGUUGCUUGCCUGAGAAGAUGAAAGGUGAUGAAGCUCUAAGUCCACCUUCUCCUCCAUUCAUACACAGAGAAGCUACUUAGAGCUUUUUAUUGGUUUUGAGGGAAAUAGAAAGCAUGUAAAACCUGGUUCUAUGAUCGAUACGUUUAUACUACGGUUCAUGCAUUAUCUUUAACUUCUAAUGGAAUUUGCUCAUUCUAGUUCUAAUGGAAUUUAAGUUUUAAUA